Molecule: messenger RNA, 1306 nt
Organism: Saccostrea echinata
Lineage: Eukaryota; Metazoa; Mollusca; Bivalvia; Ostreida; Ostreidae
Product: N(4)-(Beta-N-acetylglucosaminyl)-L-asparaginase-like
Exons: 8
Coding region: 12-1043 (343 amino acids)
Biological process (GO): protein deglycosylation
Molecular function (GO): N4-(beta-N-acetylglucosaminyl)-L-asparaginase activity
Source: RefSeq, a predicted model, not a curated record
CAUGAUUAAAAAUGGCAGCGCCCAUAAGAAGUUUACUGUUCUACUUCGUUUUGUCGAUAUUUUGCCGCUUCAAGGCAAUUUCAACAUUGCCAAUUGUUGUCAACACAUGGCCUUUUACAAAUGCAACAGAAACGGGUUACAAUGUAUUUCUAACUGGAGGAAGUGCUGUAGAUGCUGUUGAGAGAGGUUGUUCUAAAUGUGAAGUUCAGAGAUGUGACGGAUCAGUAGGGGAAGGAAGUGAUCCAGAUGAGGAAGGGGAGGUCACUCUAGAUGCAAUGAUAAUGGAUGGGGAAAGCAUGGAUGUAGGCUCUGUUGGCUGUUUGAGGAAUAUCAGUUCUGCCAUUAGUGUAGCACGCAUGGUGAUGGAAAGAACAGAUCAUACUCUUCUAGCAGGGGAGUUGGCUACCAAAUUUGCUGUAGAAAUGGGCUUCACAGAAAGUGACCUUAGUUCUAACAAGUCUGAUACCAUGUACAAACAGUGGAAAACAAACAACUGCCAGCCUAAUUACAGAGUUAAUGUUAAUCCAGAUCCCAAGAGGAGUUGUGGCCCUUAUCAUCCAAAUACCAAUAUAUACAGAAAAGAGACUAGAGAAGACAAAGGAAUUGGAUAUUUAAAUCAUGACACAAUUGGAAUGGUAGCUGUUGAUAAAAAUGGACAUGUGGUCUCUGGAACCACCACCAAUGGUCUUAACCACAAAAUUCCUGGACGAGUAGGAGAUUCUCCAAUAGUAGGAGCGGGGUCCUAUGCUCAGAACGGAAUGGGUGGUGCUGCAGCCACAGGUGACGGCGACAUUAUGAUGAGGUUUCUACCCUCGUACACAGCUGUACAGUUGAUGGGGAGUGGCAUGAGCCCCUCAAAUGCAGCUUUGUCCUCCAUCAAGCCAAUCAUCAAGUACUUUCCUGAUUUCGAUGGUGCUGUUAUUGCAGUAAACCAUAAAGGAGAACAUGGUGCAGCAUGUCAUGGUGCUGGUAUUGGUACAUUCCACUAUUCUGUGAUGGACAAUCCCAGUAAAGUUAAUUUAUUUUCAGUGAAAUGUGUAUAACCUAAACAGACUUGAUGCCAAUGGUCUUUCAUAUUUUUCUGUGAUUUCUAGCAUUUUGAAAUUUUUAUGUACAUGAUUAUUGUGUAAAGAUAUUAAAAUCUGCAUUUACAUUGUUCAAAAAAGUGCAUUUAGCUUCAUGGACAAGAUAUGAAAACAUGUAUAUAAUAAGGACUUGAUUAAAAAAAAAGAAGACAUAAUGCACCAGUAUCCAAUUUCAAAUCCAAUAAUCUGUGGAUUUCUUUACUCUCCAAAUUGCAUAUCAU